Branchiostoma belcheri (Belcher's lancelet) is the source of this 6576-nucleotide messenger RNA. RefSeq names its product thyroid receptor-interacting protein 11-like. Gene Ontology annotation, cellular component: Golgi apparatus. The record is from RefSeq and is a predicted model, not a curated record. Gene Ontology annotation, biological process: Golgi organization; endoplasmic reticulum to Golgi vesicle-mediated transport. Gene Ontology annotation, molecular function: small GTPase binding. Lineage: Eukaryota; Metazoa; Chordata; Leptocardii; Amphioxiformes; Branchiostomatidae.
UCCACCGAAAAGGUACUCAGUCAUCAUCAUCAUCAUGGAAGCCGUCGAGUUGGCAGUACAAAGUACACACACACGGAACAACUAACCCACCAAGCCACGCUCACAGAUACCCUCAGACGUGUCGUCCUUCUUCUUAGAAAUCUUCUUCUGGAUCUGAGAUGUCAGUGUAGAAGACCAGCGGUGUCAGCAUGUCGUGGUUACAGGGCAGCGUGUCGUCUCUGACGGGACAGCUGAGCACUUUCACACGGGAGCUUCUGACCGAGGGCACAGAAGAAGUCUCGGACGUUGACACAGAACUACGUCUAGCCAAGUCAAAAAUCCAGAAUUUGGAAGCUGCUGUGCUGACACAGUCUGCAGAGUGUGAUCGACUUAAGCAGGUCAAUGCGGAGCUGGAAGAAAAGGCAGAGGCAGCUGAGCUGCAGGUCAAGCACAUCUCCACAGAGUACCGGGCACGUCUGGAGGAGAAGGAGGCUGAAAUCAAUGAAUUGCGGCAGUUGCAGCUGAGUUCACAGAGUGCACACAGCCAUGUGCUGACAUCAGACACCCUCCACACCAUCCCCCACUCCUACAGCGACAGUAACCUCCACACAGGAGAUGACCUGGACUUCCAUGAUGUCAUCUCCUCACAGAUGGAGAUCAACCGUCUGUCUAAUGACCUGGCUCGUCUGCGAGCAGAGUGCCAGCACUGGAAGAACAUGGCAUCCAAACAGGAACAUGCAGAUCACACCACGACACCUGAACAGGUGUCCCAGCUGCACAGGGACCUGGAGGAUGUGUCCCACCAGGUGCACAUGUUGAACAAACAACUGGAAGCUGUGCAGGCGGAAAAAUCCAGCCUGUCCCUCCAGAUGACUGAGCUGGCCAAGUCCAAGGCUGGACUGGCAGAGGACCUGACCAGAGCAGGGGAGGAGAGACAGCAGCUUGAGGCAGAGUUGAUUGGGUCACAGUCAGACUGUAGUAGGCUGGAGAAAGAGCUGGAUGUGUACAGGAGGGAAAAGGCUGAACUGCAAGAACUCGUCACAAGCCUGCAAUCUGAACAAGACAAGCUCCUCCAUGAGAACAAACAGGUCAGCCAUGCCUUGAAUGCCACUAAAGAAAGACUUUGGGAGGAGUUGGAAUCCCAUCAUGCCUCCACCAGCACCAUGCUGCAGGACCUGCAGGAUGUCAGGGAGAGAUUCAGGCAGGAGUCAGGCGACAGACUGGCCACACUGGCAGAGAAGAGGUGUGACAUUGCUAAUGAAAUGGCCGACAUCGGGGAACAGAUAUCAGAAAGCAGGAGUGUGGUUGCAGCACUGGAGGCAGAUUCUGACGAGGUUCACCGUCAGACAGUGGAGAUGAUGGAACAGAUGGGCAGUCCACAGCACAGGGAGAUCACACAAAGGAUUGUGGACUCUCUGGAGGAGGAGAACAGACUGCUACACACACACAACCAGCAGCUACUGGCACAGGUGGAAGAGCUGGAACAUUCUGUCUCCUCUCUUGUCAGUGAGAGAGAGCAAGAUGAAGACAUCAUCAUGACUCUUAAUCAAGAGAUCAACACAUUAAAAGGAAACCCAGUUGGUGACAUGACCCUGUUGAACCAGCUGAGAAGGUCUGACUCUGAGCAGACCCUGGGAGCUUCAGCAGACAGCGACACAGAAAGUGCUGUGGAGAAGAACACAUCCCAGGCACAGGGCACAUCAGCCCUGGGGCACAUCCUUAGAGUACAGGACAACACCAAGCACAAACUUAGCCCCUUCUCCAAGAUGCCAAAUGACGACACAGAGUAUGACGGGUCAGUCAGCUCACACAUGUCCUCUGAGAGUGACCUGCGCAGUUCAGACCUCAGUGAUGCUGUAUCUAUCCUACAGAACCAAGUACAAGAGUAUGAGCGUGAGAUCGAGCACUUUGAGAUGGUGAAGUCUGACUGGCAGAAUGAGAAGGAUGCUUUGGAGUCUGUUCUGGUGAAACUGCGAGACCAGCUGAAGGAGAAGGAGUACAACCUGUCAGUGCUUAUGGCCCAAAAGGGUCUGAUGGACCUUGAGAAGCGGCAGGGGGAACAGGACAGUUCUGCAGAGGAAGCUGAGCUGGACUCUCAGGUGCAGCAGCUGCAGCAGGAGCUGGAGCAGCUGCAGGAGGCCAAACAGCUGCUGCAGGCAGAACAGAACGACCUGCAGGAAACUGUUGAUCAGUUGAACAUGAGCAGGGACGACUUAGAAACAUCUGUAGCCAGUCUGAAGAGUGAAAAAGGCAAUGUGGAAAACCUAAGUAUUGAGCUGGAAGACCUGAAAACUCAGCUUGUGACAAAGGAUGAAGAAGUUAAUAAAGUAAAUGAGGAAAAGGAAGUUCUUACCCAGGAGUUAGAAACACUUGACCAUCAACAUGAAGAGGCCUUAGCACGUCUCAUUGAAAUCAGGAAUCAGCUGACAGAAAAACUGGAGGCAUCUGACACAAAGUUACGACAGACCAAAGAGGAAAAGGACAGUUUGGCUCUUGAGCUUUCAGAAUUGAAAGACCAAAACGAUAGAAACAUAGAGCUACAAGAAGAGGCAAAUCAUGAGAGAGACGAGUUACAACAGCAGAUGUGCCUUCAGAAAGAAGAGCUUGAAAACGUCAGGAAAGAGUUAGAAGAUGUACAAGUGAAGUAUAGAGACUACAGGGAGGAGACUGCAGAGUUGGAGGAUAAGGCUGGGGAACUGAACGAUAAGUUGGAACAGAUGGAGGUGGAGCUGGCAGCAUUACGGGAUGAGAGGUGUCAGAUGGAGGCAGACAACAGGCAGACAGUAACUCAGCUGGAGCAGGAAGUUCAAAAGUUACAAGAAAGUCUUGAAGAAGCAAGGCAGGCAGGAGAACAGGGGAAGGAGGAUGAAAUGCUCCAAGCACAAGUGGACGAAGAUGACAGUUUAUCAAGUUCUCCAUCGAGAGAAGAUGAGCUUAGGAGACAACUACAGGAGCUACAAGGAAAGAUAGAUGCACUCGGGAAAAGUGUGUUGGAGAAGGACACUCUUCUUGACGCACUGCGGGAGGAAAAAGAUAGUCUCCUGACUGAACUACACCAGGGGGAUAGGAAGCUGGUAGAGCAGAGCAGGCAGUAUGAGAAGGCAAUCCAGGAACUUACCAAGGCUAAGGACAACGAUGCAGGCACUCUGGAACAGGAGCAUGAAAAACUGGUCAAACUCUGUCAGGAGAGAGAAUUCACCAUCACAGAGCUGACAGCAAAAUGUGAGCAGUCAGGAGAUUAUGAGGACACCAAAGAAAUGCUGCAGUCCACUGUUGAUGGGCAGGAACAACUUGCUGACAUGUUGAAAGGCAAGGAUGCUGACAUUAGCAGCCUUAGGGAUUUAAACACCUCACUCAAAAUGGAACAGGAACAGUUGGAAAAAGUUGUAAAAGAAAAGGAUACAGUAAUUGAACAUUUAGAGGGACUUGAAGGACAGAUCACUAGAUUAAGAAAUGAAAACCUAAGUUUACAGGAUGAGCUGAAGCAAAAAAGUGCCUCACAAAGUACAGGAAGUACCCUUGACAUCAUUACUGAGUUGGAAUCUGAGAUCACAGAAUUAAACCAAAGGUUGUCAGAGCAGGAAGCUGAUAUUGGGGAAUUAAGUGAUAUCAUCACAGAAAAAGAUGUGACCAUCAGACAGCUAGAGGAAACAAUUGCCAUGCAAAAGGCAACCUUAGAGGAGUUUGAAAAUGUUGAAAAACAUCAAGACAAUGAGGUGUCAGACAUCUAUACAGGAUUGAAAGAGAAAGUGGAAGAGGUGGAAAGUAACCAUGUUUGUCAUUUAGAUGUAGAGGUCCAGACAGAGGAGGAAAAGGUGUCCAUAGAGCAGUCUUCAGAAAAGUUAAGGCCAUGUGAAGAGUGUGCAAAACAUUUGCAAUCUUUAGAGAGGGUUGAAGUGGAAAUUCAGAAACUCAGAAAAGAAAAUAUUUCCCUUACCUCACUGGUGGAACAGAAAACAAAGUUGGUUGCAAAUGAUAGGCUUAUAGGUGAAGACAAUAUGCAGGAUAAGAUGCAGGCUUUGGUCACAGAGAAAGAGCAGAUAUUGGGAGUACUCAAUGAGAAGAUGCGAGAAUGCAGCAGUUUGAAGGGAGAGAUUCACAGAUUGGUAGAUGAAGUCACUGCAGAUAGAGCUUCUAUAGCACAACUCAAUGAGCAGAAAAAGCUGUCUGAACAACUAGAGGGACCAAACAAGGACAUGAGUAAGGAGGCAAUUCAGAAUCUGUCCAGAAUUAUCAAUGAUAAAGACAUGGAAAUUGAAGCACUAAAGCAGAAGUCAGACACAUUGCUUCAAGUGUUGCAAGACAGUGGGGAACAGCAAGGGGGAGCCUCUACAGCCCAGUAUCACCAGGCUGUACAAGAGAGGGACAUGCUGCAUGUACAGGUCCAGGCCUUGUUGUCUGAAAGGCAGCAGUUGGCUACUGCCAUCAACACUCAGUACCAGGACAAUGUGCAACUCCAGGAAGUGGUCAGAACUGUUCAAACAGAGCUUGUCAAUGACAGCUAUAGCAACACUAACCUGCAGGUAGACUAUAACAACUUGGUUCUGCAGCUGGAAGAGAAACAAAAGGCUGUGAACACUUUGCAGGAAGAGGCUCUGAAAAUGAGACAGAUGCUGCAAGACAUUACCAAAGCCAAAGACAGACUCUUUGAAGAUAGAAAACAGACAAACUCCCUCGUAAAUGAUAAUCUCCAAGACUUAAAUGAGAGCAUUGAAUCCCAGGCAAAAUCUAUCGAGGAAAAAGACUUACGAAUCCAGGCCUUAACAGAAGAAGUUAAGACUGUUGCAGCAACUCUUGCGACGAGGGAAGGAGAGGUCACCUACCUGCAGGGACAGGUGCGUAGUCUGACCUCCCAGGUGCAGUCUCUGCAGGUGGAACUCAGAACACUGCAGGAGGAGAGUGACAGGAACUACACAGGGACUAACGACAAGGACACAGAGGCACAGACGCGGCUGGAGGUCAACAAGAAGCUGACUGCAUUACUGCAGGAGAAGGAGCUGGAGAAUACAGGGCUGAGUGAGAGGGUGGGAGUUCUGGAGAGGUUGGUGAAGGAACAUGCUCAGGGGGCCUCACAUGCACAGACUCUCAUGACUGAGGCUGAAGACAAGCAAAAACAGAUCAGUUCAUUGUUGGAGACCAAGAGGCGACUGGAGGGUGAAGUGGGGAGACUCAGGGAACACCUGCUGCAGGUAGAAGAUGGGUACACACAAGAGGCUCUACUUGCCGAGGAGAGAGAGAAGGACCUGAGAAACAGACUGGCUAUUGCUGAGGAGAAAGUCUUUUCAUCUUCCAGUGCUGCAGAAAGUGCAAACCUGCAGGCCAGUGCCCAGGUGGAGGACCUGCUGGGACAGAUCCGUGCGCUGACAGCCCAGCGAGACACAGCCAACCUGCAGCUGUCCCAGGCACAGGAACAGAUCCAGCAGUACGCGCUGUCCCUCAGUAACCUGCAGGUCGUCAUGGAGAGGUUCCAGCAAGAAGAGAAGGCCAUGUAUGCAUCUGAGUUAGAGAAGUACAGGAAAGAUGCUGAGCUGGCCAGAGGACAGCUGGAACAGUUGGUCAGCAGGAGUGCAAGCUUGCAGAAGGAACUGGAUGAAGCAAAGGAGGCCUUGGAGGGUGCAGCUCGAUUGACAGAACAGAUGGACAGGAAGGAAGAACAGAUCACAGCUCUACAGCACGAAGUUGAUGAGCGAGACCACACGAUAGAGGAGUACCAGCAUAGGUUAGAUCAGCUGGCAUCCAGCAAUGAGGCAAGCGUUGAAAAGCUUCUAGUGAAGAACCUGUUCAUGGGGUACUUCAUGGCACCACCCAACAAGAAAGCAGAUGUCCUCAAGCUGAUAGGAAGUGUCCUGUCCUUCAACAUGGAGGAAAUGGAGAAGGUGGGAGCAGUGCCCAGGAAAGGAUGGCUGACAGGAUGGUGGGGGAGUGAAGGAGGACACCUCUCCUACCCAGCAUCCUCCAGCAUCUCCAUCAGCAGUCAGGGCUGGCACCUCUCAGUUGGACUCUGUAAGUAUCUGGCCUUCUUCUAUCACAAUUCCUUUACUCAGAUGUUUGUGAAGUUUCUGGAGACUGAGUCCACCCCGACGCUCCAGCCCAGACUGCCUGCUGAGGAGAUGGCACGAGAACAGCAGCAGAGGAGGAAAGUGGGGAAUGAAGGACUGGCGUUCAAUCCGUUCACUGCACCAUUACGGUCCUCAGCUGCACCUGCUGCACCAGCAGGCCCCGGGGAUGCCCAUCCCCUGAUGAAGACAGUGCCUGUCCCAAUGUUGACUUCUGCCCCUCUGCUGGUGCCUGAGCCAAGCACUGCAAUAAACACUGUACAGGGUACCACCUCCAAGAACAGUGACAAUGUUCUCAGGGAAAUUCUACAGCAAUGAAUGCUCCUGCUUCUGAGAAAGUUUCUCCUCUACAUUGUCAUUGGGUAUGAACUAUUACUGGUGUGAAGUAAGAGACAUCUCAUCAGUUUGGUUCAAGUUGUUCUGAUAAUGGAAUUGUCAGUUAUCUUUUAAGAGCUACAUUAAAAUGUAGCUUUAGAUUCAAUCCCUAUCUCAGUGUUCGACUUGAUUCUUUAGGUACCUGAUAAUUGAAAUUUAUAUGUGA